UUCAUCAUUUCUUGUUGGCUGUCGGCUCGGCCGCGGCGCUUAAUCAUUCUGGUAUAGAAGAUAGAAGAAAGUGGCUGUUAAAUUUCAGAAUCCUCCGAGUUUUAUUUGAAAUUGACAACUAUUGGAAGUAGGCGUUAAAAAAUGGAAAAUCUAGUGACUACUUUACUCGAAAUGGGGUUUCCCAAACAGCGGAUCGAACUAGCAAUUGAAAAAACUAAGAGCAAGGAUUUGCAACUGGUGAUGGACUGGAUGCUGUCCCAUGAAGAAGAGUUGGACACAGCUCCUGCUUCAUUCGCUAGUGAGGCAGCCCAAGCAACUUCAUUACCGGGAAGACUAGCACCGAGACUAUCACCAACUGAAACCGCUGCACCAUUCGAAAUCACUGGGCGAACCGAAGAACCACAAAAGGAAUUUGAAAAACCAGAAAGGGGACCCGAAGAACCUACCAAACUAACAGCGACUGUGGCUCGAUCUGUUAUAUGUGAUGAUUGUGGAAAAGUGUUCAAAACAACUGAAGAAGUCGAGUUUCACGCUGAGAAAUCAGGCCAUGAAAAUUUCACUGAAUCUACAGAUGAGAAAAAACAAUUGACUGAAGAAGAAAAAAAGGAACAAUUGGCUUUAAUAGAAGCUAAGCUAAGGCAACGUCGACUUGAGAGAGAAGCAAGAGAAAAGGAAGAGGCCUUGGAAAAGGAAAGAAUGAGAAUUAGGUCCGGGAAAGAAAUUUUGGAAGCUAAAAAGAAACAUGACGAAUUGGAAAUGAAGAAGAUAAUUCAACAAAGAAAGAAAGAAAAAGAAGACGAACGCUCAGCCAGGCAAAGGGUGAGAGAACAAAUUUUGGCUGACAAAUUGGCAAGAAAGGUUAAAUUUGGUGAUGGACCGGCCCCUAUCAAUGAACCAGUGGCUGUGCAACCUGACAUUCCAGAUUCUGCCAUAGAGAAGAAGCCCUCCCAAAAUUAUUCCGAGGUUAAAUUACAGAUUCGUUUGAGUGAUGGAAAGACUUUGGUGCAAAGUUUUGGCAUCAAAGAACCACUCUCAGCCGUGCGCCUUUUUGUGGAGAUGAACUAUAUGGACGGCCCAUUCAACCUGAUGAACAGCUUUCCCAGAAAAGUUUUUACCAGUGAAGACUACGAAAAACCAUUGGAAGCUUUGGGUUUGGCACCUACGGCAACACUUAUUGUCACUAAAGCCUAAAAUGAUGGUUUGCCUGUUUUUUUUUUAUUACAAUAUUAAUAAGUACAAUACCAAAGGCAAGUUUUUUUUUUUAAAUUAUGUAUAAAUAAUUAUUUUGUUUUCUUUUUGUAAUUCAACAAGAAUUCAGAUCACCAAUUCUUUGAAAUUGGUAGGUAUUUUUUAAGUUUGUUAUUGUCGCUAACUGGAUUUCUGUUGGAACAAAUCUUGACCUUUCUGUACCCAACUCUAAUGGCACAAGGUCCUGUUCCAGUAAAAAACCAACAGCCAGAAAAUAAAAAAAUUGAGGAUCUGUUACUUCUCGUUGGAAUAAAAAUGUUCGCUCCUAAGCAAAUGGAACCUCUCUCGCCUAUAUAAUAUUAUAAUGUAUAUCUUAUUUGUUUACUUACUUAUCAAUAAAUAUAUUUCUUUUGUAUAA
This is a messenger RNA of Ceutorhynchus assimilis (cabbage seed weevil), 1606 nucleotides long. The record is from the annotation of a GenBank genome assembly. Lineage: Eukaryota; Metazoa; Arthropoda; Insecta; Coleoptera; Curculionidae.